Molecule: messenger RNA, 413 nt
Organism: Sinocyclocheilus grahami
Lineage: Eukaryota; Metazoa; Chordata; Actinopteri; Cypriniformes; Cyprinidae
Product: bifunctional heparan sulfate N-deacetylase/N-sulfotransferase 2-like
Exons: 2
Coding region: 58-402 (114 amino acids)
Cellular component (GO): Golgi apparatus
Molecular function (GO): deacetylase activity; heparan sulfate N-sulfotransferase activity
Source: RefSeq, a predicted model, not a curated record
UCACAGAACAGAGAACAUUUCCAAGAAAUGUGAUUAAUAUUUGAUCAAAGCAGCUUUAUGCGGUGGUGUCAUGCUCUUUCUGCAGGAACUACUGCGCUGCACUCGUUUCUUGCCCUUCAUCCUGCAAUUACCAGCAGCUUCCCUAGCCCCGUCACCUUUGAGGAGGUGCAGUUCUUCAGCGGACCAAACUACCAGCGUGGCAUUGACUGGUAUAUGGAUUUUUUCCCCAUACCAUCAAACGUGAGCACAGACUUUCUGUUUGAGAAGAGCGCAAACUACUUUGACACUGAAGUUGCCCCAAAGAGAGCAGCCGCCCUGUUACCAAGAGCCAAAAUCAUUUCUAUACUCAUCAACCCUGCUGACCGCGCGUAUUCCUGGUACCAGGUGCGUUUGGUUAGUUAGCAUGAUUCCGA